Messenger RNA from Clunio marinus, 267 nucleotides. Lineage: Eukaryota; Metazoa; Arthropoda; Insecta; Diptera; Chironomidae. The record is from the annotation of a GenBank genome assembly.
AUGCAAACUUCAGGAAGGGAUAAAAAAUACUUCAACGACUCCGACGGUUACUUGGCUGUUGGUUGUGUUCCUAUUGGGAUUUCAUUUCACUUUUCUUUCUUCGACAAGAACGAACGAAAGAAACCAAAGAAGAAAGGGAAAUUCUCGCUUGCUGCUACUUUGAAGAAAUCUGAUAACGACAUUUUAAUUCCGAAAAUCGUUCAGAUUCCCUCAAGACGUAAUGUGAUCGCUUAUGUGGCUAUUAAUCUUAGCUCUUUAUCGAAAUAA